Symsagittifera roscoffensis is the source of this 1428-nucleotide messenger RNA. Its product is annotated as deubiquitinase OTUD6B-like. The record is from RefSeq and is a predicted model, not a curated record. The transcript is spliced from 3 exons. Gene Ontology annotation, molecular function: cysteine-type deubiquitinase activity. Bases 134 to 1183 code for a protein of 349 amino acids. Gene Ontology annotation, biological process: protein deubiquitination. NCBI's taxonomy places the organism in Eukaryota, Metazoa, Xenacoelomorpha, Acoela, Convolutidae.
GGAUGAAAAUCAUAUUUGAAUUAACUGCAUGGUAUGAUGUAAUUUUGUGAGCUAACUCCACUUUUCGGAGUUGAUACUUGUGAAUGAAAAAUUAGUUUACGCCCCCUUUCCAGUCACGUGAUUUUUUUCCCGGAUGUCGGAUUCAGGCGCGGAGGCAGAUGUAGAAAAUGACCCGGUGGAGACAUUACGCAACAGACACAAGCAAGAGAAAAAACAACUUCAGUCCACCAUUUACAAUCUCAGGAAAACUUGUCCGAAGAAAGAGAAAAGCACAUUACAAGAGCGAAUAUCCAUCUUGGAACGCGAUCUGAAAGUGAAACAAGAUCGCGAGUUGGAUGACUUGCAGUAUUCAUUGUCGUCUUUUGCGAUCGAUUCCAAAGGGUUGCCUAGCAGCGGAAUUAAAAAGGAAAUCGAAGGAGACAUUAACGAGGAGAGAAGUCGAGACGCUUCGGUUGAUUUGAGUGUUCGAGCAUCUCAGAGUUUGAACAACUCGGAGUAUGUGGGGGACGAUGAAGAUGAUGACGCACAGUGCAAUGGGGGCUCGAGGGCGGGAUCUUUUAGCUACCAACAGCAGAAGAAGAAAGGUGGCAAGGCGCAAAAGAGGAGAGAGAAGGCCGAGAAAGCCCACCAAGAGAGACUUGAAAAACAGAAAUUGCAGUCUGAAGCAGUUGAGAGAUCGAACAAGGUAGCAGAUGCCGAGCUGAAGGAGCUUGUUGGUGUCCUGACCUCGAGGAGCUUGCAGUUAGUUCAAGUACCUGCAGAUGGGGACUGCUUCUAUCACGCCAUUCAGAAACACUUGAAGAGCGAGGAAAAAACAGACGAUGAUGCGUAUUCAGCAGUACCGACUGUAGAUGACCUCAGAAACACAGUAUCCGAAUUUUUGAUGAGUCGCGAGAGCGAGUACGCUGCUUUCUUCGAUCCCGAGGACAACAACAGCGAGGCGAGAACAUUUGCCGAGUACUGUGACAAAAUAAAAACGAAUCACGAAUGGGCAGGUCACAUGGAAAUCACUGCCAUGAGUAACCAUUUGAGUCGCCCGAUUGAAAUCGUACAAGCUGCCUCAAAUAAGUCUAUGCUGAUUGGAGAAGAUCAGAAAUCAAAUCCACCAAUCACUUUGGUCUACCAUAGAAAUCUGUUCAACUGUGGAGAACACUAUAAUUUAGCAUUGCCGAUUUGCGAGUAGUUUUAUUUACUAACCAUCGUAUUUCACGGCUUAUAAGCACCCACUUUUGCGUGAAAAAUUUCAAAAUGGGUCGGAGCUUAGUUGGCGAAUUCUCAAAAGCGUACAAAAUUUAUUGAUAAGCAACCCGGGCCAAAAAUUUCGGCGAUAUUACGUGAGUUUCUUAGUGGCCAAAAACUUCUUCUGGAGCGGCACAGAGGUUGCUACAAUAAUUUCAAAAAAGUGCAUAGAAGACGCUUAUUAAAUAG